Hyaloscypha bicolor E is the source of this 450-nucleotide messenger RNA. RefSeq lists its product as uncharacterized. NCBI's taxonomy places the organism in Eukaryota, Fungi, Ascomycota, Leotiomycetes, Helotiales, Hyaloscyphaceae. The coding region runs from base 1 to 450 and encodes 149 amino acids. The transcript has 3 exons. The record is from RefSeq and is a predicted model, not a curated record.
AUGCUCAAGAAGAAGGCAGCGGCCAGCGUUCUCACUGCCUCGACUUACAAUAAUAUCCAAAUUUCUAGUGGAACUGCAGGAACUGCCGAGACCGAAGCGAAUGCUCUCUUCGCCAACAUCGACAUGAACAACCUCGCCGGUGUCUCAGCAGCCGAUCUUAAAAUCAUCAAGGGCACCCACGAUGCAGCCGAGAAUGCAGAGGUCCAAGCCUUCAACCCAGCCAUCGCAGCAGCCAGUGGUGAUGCCGCUACAGCUCUCCAGAACGGCAAGAUAAAGAACAAGGUCCUCAAGCUUACGGCUGAGGUUCUCGGUAUCCAGGUCGACGUUGCCCAGGGCGGAAGUGGCAGUGAUUUGGCGGCUGAGCAGACGAAGCUUGCGAAUAAUAUUAAGCUUGAUACUGCUGCGGCGGGACAGGCUUCUACUGCUGUUCCCUUCGACGCGAGCACUUAA